UCGUAUCGAAGAUUCCAAUGUUCGGAACUCGAAACGAAUCCCGCCCAGUUCUGCUCUGUAAAUCUCGUCCCGAGAUCCCUUUCCUCCCCUGCCAAGAAAACUGAAAACAUACUCGCCAGUCGCCACCGCAGUAUAGCCAGAGGUCCAGUAUUAGAAACAAGAGACGUGUUGUUUUCAGCAUUCCCUUUUUGUCUUUACAUGACUUUUAUUGAUUGGAUAUUGAUUUUGAGAGGUGGUCCGUUAAUGGGUUUUUGGAUUUGAAGAAACAGAGGAAACUUUGACGUGGAUAUCGAAGAGUCGUUCAAUCCAAAUGUGACUUGAGGCGGGCAGAGGCAUUGGGUUGCAGAGGAUUCACAGCUCACGAGAUGUUUUGUUGAGAAAUUUACGGUUUGGAUCAUCAUCAUCACCAUUAUCAUCAUUCAUCGCUUACUUUCUUAUCCUAACUAUAUGGGUCGGCUACAUGGAUCCUGUUUCGCCAAUCCGUUCUAUUUAAUCUCAUUUUCGAAUUCAUGGAGCCAUGCAUGAUAUGGGUUUUUUGAGAAGAUUUAUAUUAGAUGAGGGUUUUGGAGUUGCAGAGAUUUUGUUAUUCUUGAAAUGAUCUUUCCGCAGUGAGAAGAUUUUACAGUUGGCGAGAAAUUGAAGGUGGCGAUUUGGGUUUUGUAAUGCAUGCGAUUGAUGGCCUUGGUAUUCAUUUUUCAGAGAUUUGAUUGGUUCUAAGAUUUGUUUUCUGGUUGUCUUUUUUCCUGAGUUGAGUUAUAGGCAAUUCUUUGAUUAGGGAUUAGAGGUACCUGAGAAUAAACCAAUCGUCACAGAAGGUUCAUACUUAGUAGAGAAUUUAAUUUGCAAAGUGGGGUUUGGCACUGGACAUACCUUUUUUUAUUAAUCUGAGUGAGAAAUUAUUCUUUUAGUACUUGUCUGAAUAUGUCGGGCGGAACACCAGUUUCAGGUGGAUUAAUGAGACAGAGAUACAGUCAGGGAUAUGCUUCCAGUGGGGAUGACCUCGAGGAUGACGCAUGUUCAAGAACACCACCUCCAACGCCUCUACUACCAAGGGCUCGGACGUGGGUUAAUGUCAUGGAGAAUGUUCUUUGGAUCGCUUCUGCAACUUUCAUUGUUUACUUUGGUGAUCGGCAAUCUAAUCUCAUAUACUUGCUGUGGAGAGAUGAUCGAAUCAGGAGGAUGCCUUUGUACCUUGGGAUGGCAUGUUUUUUCUUGAAUGUUGGGAUUUUCUUUUAUACAAGUUUUGUAGCAUGGGGUAUCUGGAAAUCUGAUGAGAAAUGGGAAGUGGUAACGCCAUCAGCUGCUCCAGCUGUUGCUUUACUUGGACUCUUCUCCUUUUGCUUGUUGUCUUUUGCUUUAUGGCCAAUUUGGAGUUUCUUGACCCUCCCUCUUUUGUUUACAUUGUUUAUGUCUUGCAUAGUUGUAUCACCCUACUUGACAAUUGGGGCAUUCAGGCAACAAACUGAUGUGCUUCGUACAGAUUAAGUUUCUUCAAGCAUAAGUUCAGAUCAUCUGAUGGUAUCGAGGAGGUUAUCUCAAUUAUAUGGAUAGGGUGGUGAUAACAUUCCAUGGUGAAAGAAUUAUUCUCUAUGUUGGUGCCUAUCUUGCCAGCGAUGAUGGGAGCGACAAAGAAGUUGAUUAUCUUUUCAGUGGUUUGUUUAGAUCUGAACUUUUCACCCAAACAGAACUGUCACAACCUUGCCGCUAAAUAGGUCUGAAGGUAUGCCAUCGGGUAGGUUCCAUAAAUGAUAUUCAAGAGUGAUGAGGUGAAACCAACUUUUUUAUGGGAAUUGGGGAGAUGGUCUAGUCAUGUAUGCAUAUGGUGGUUUUUUAAAUGAAUUCUUUUGCUCCAUACCCCAUCCUCAUCAUCUGGUACAGUGUCCUCACCUUUGCUCAAUUGUUGGAUAAAUCUUGAGGAACCCUAUGGUUAUGGAAUGAAUUGCAUCUUUUGUCUGGUUAUGUAGUCAAGAUCAGCAUUAUUGCUUUCUUCUUUC
Molecule: messenger RNA, 1994 nt
Organism: Nelumbo nucifera (sacred lotus)
Lineage: Eukaryota; Viridiplantae; Streptophyta; Magnoliopsida; Proteales; Nelumbonaceae
Product: testis- and ovary-specific PAZ domain protein
Source: RefSeq, a predicted model, not a curated record